Molecule: messenger RNA, 1511 nt
Organism: Acanthopagrus latus (yellowfin seabream)
Lineage: Eukaryota; Metazoa; Chordata; Actinopteri; Spariformes; Sparidae
Product: ubiquitin carboxyl-terminal hydrolase 47-like
Exons: 4
Coding region: 1134-1388 (84 amino acids)
Biological process (GO): protein deubiquitination
Molecular function (GO): cysteine-type deubiquitinase activity
Source: RefSeq, a predicted model, not a curated record
CAUUUGUUUACAUGUGAAAUAAGAUUUUGCUUCGACUGCCUUAGAAGUUUGCACAGGAGCAGGAUAAGUGUCAAAUGUGCACCAUGUAAAAACGAAACUGUCUCCUUGGUUGCCUCACACCUUUAACCACGUUUCAUACUGAAACUAACGCAGCAGUACCCAGAGGAGAUUACAGGAUGCGCAAAACGCAGAGAGAAACAGGCGUGUUCAGCGGUGAAUACCGGUGGCAAACGGGAGGAUGUCACAUGAGUUCAAAGACGUUUCCCAGCCACAGCUACGUUUCCUGAACACACAGUCCUUUCUUCUGUGAAGAACCAACGGAAAGCCCCCGUGAGAAACGUCAUCAGAAACCCCCUUGCUGUCUCUAGGUCUUGGUGUUCUCUGACAGAGACCUGCGCUUCUACAUUUCGUCCAUGCUGCGCUCGUUUGACCGUUGAGAGAAAAUCCAGGCAGACAGAGCUCCAUCAGACCUUCUACACGGUGCACCAACAUUUUAUUCGAGUGUACGUGUUUCUCUGGUUCACCUGCGCUCAGGCAGCUCAGUGAUGUUCGGCGUGGACGGUUCUGCUGCACAGUAGUUAUAGUUUUCUAUAACACUCUUGACCGCGCUCACACACACAAAAUACACACAGGUACACACAACACACACAACAUAAGAGGAAAACACUUGAUUGCUUUAAGUGCUGCAGCGUGCUCUGUGCCUACUUACAGAAAGUCACGUGAUUUCACCAGAAAACGAAAGAGGAAGAACCUGCAACUGUAAUACAUGGAUAUGUUUAUGGUGUGUGUGUGUGUGUGUGUGUGUGUGUGUGUGUGUGUGUGUGUGUGUGUGUGUGUGUUUUAACGUCUCAAGUUGUUACCAGCAGUAUACCUUAAUAAAGACAAUCAACUUGUCAGUACACGAUGAUAGUCUCACUGAUUAAAGAAAGAAAGAAAGAAAGAAAGAAAGAAAGAAAGAAAGCGCAAAAUUCCCUGAUGUGUGUGCGCGCGCGUGCAUGUGUGGCAGCUGACAGCCUCCGGUGGAACAAGCGGAAGUUAGACUUGUGUUCAGUCGGCGGCUCUUCAGGUUAUCCAUUUCAGCUUCGCACAGUGUAACAUCGCUAAGUUGGAAGUACCUCCAUGCAUGGAAGGAAAUGCCUAAAUCCAAGAGCAGACGAGAUGAUCGGAAGACAAAGGCAGGAAAGAAGAGGGGAGGAAAGGAGGUGAAUCAGUGGAACACAGGUGAAAGCAGGGACACAUGGAGAGGACAGCUGGGACAGAGCGAUUAUGUGACUCCACCACAGAGACGUCAUCAUGGCCUGAUCAAUCAGGGAGCCACAUGUUACCUCAACAGUGUCCUGCAGGUUCUCUUCAUGACCACUGAGAUCCACCACAGAUCAAAGCAGUAAACAGUCAGUGUUCACUGAGAAGCUGCUGUCUUCCUAAAGGUUGGAUCCACAAACAGAUCGAGAGCUGAGACAAAUCUUUACUGACCUGAAGACAAAAACAUGUGGAACAGGAAACAUCACAAG